This is a messenger RNA of Ananas comosus (pineapple), 1064 nucleotides long. RefSeq lists its product as uncharacterized. Bases 579 to 893 code for a protein of 104 amino acids. The record is from RefSeq and is a predicted model, not a curated record. NCBI's taxonomy places the organism in Eukaryota, Viridiplantae, Streptophyta, Magnoliopsida, Poales, Bromeliaceae. The transcript has a single exon.
UCCUAGGACCCCUGAUGCCUCGAAGCCAUUGUAUUCUCUUCCUAAUCUCUAUUCAACAUUAUUCUUUCGUGUUAUCCUAUCUAAUCUAAUUCUAAGUAUUAUAGCGUCGCGACGAGCUUUCCGGGCCUUGUACAGACCAUCAACAGUGUGUCCUGUUUCGCCUAGUUUCUUUCUAAAAUUAAUGGGCAUGCGAAAAGCGAAAGAUUGGAACUUUGGCCAAUGUAUUUGUUACGGCAUCUUUGCCUUGCCUGGUUAAUUAGGUUGUCAGAGCUUAUAGUCCCCAGGCAUUACGGGCACGUCUUCUCGUAACAUAUUCAUACACGUAAAGUUUCUACGCAUGGUGCAAUCCUACCGCUUUAUCUACGAAAAUUAUCCUGUGUCGCAAAAUUUCCUUGCACACAGAGGGGCAAGUAAUGUGCUCCUCCCAAUCCGCUCCAUGUGCCGAGUUUUAAGAAGGACCUAUUCCUACGUGCUACCUGGAGCGACCUCCGCACUCUCUCUCUCUCUCUCUCUCUCUCUCUCUCUCUCUCUCUCUCUCUCUCUAUAUAUAUAUAUAUAUAUAACCUAAUUAACGCUGCAUGUAUGAGUCCCACAACGGUACGUUGAGAGCAUCUACAACAAUGGAAGCAUCGAAAGAAAGGCGAGAGGCGGAGGACGGCGGCAGCAAUGGGCAGCAGCAGCAGCAGCAGGCGGUGCGGCUGCCGAUGGAGAGCAGCCCGUACGUGCGGUACAACGACCUGGAGGAGUACAAGUUGCAGGGCUACGGCACUAGCGGCCACCAGCCCCCGGUGGAACGUCCUCACCAAGGCGGCGGCACCGACGCCUCCACCCUCUCCGGUAGCGGCCUCCCGGAACGGCUAGCCCACGCCACCAACCAUGGCGUGGACCGUUAAGGAGUUUCUCAAGUAGCCACGCACCUUAAUUUGGCAUAAUCUUAUUGUAUUUAGUAGCCAACGAGUUGUAUUCAUGGCAUGGAGUAUAUCAUAUUUUUUCAUGUGUCAAAAGAGUGAUGAGAUGGUUACGAUAAUUCGAUGUGUUAUAAAAUUUGAUGAUUAAUUUAAAAA